UGAUGACAAUGAUAUUUGCGUUUUAUGACAUUCGCAUCGGAAUUAAGCCAACUGGAACAAUAACAACAACAACAAAAGCAGUCCAGAUAUUCUUGCGGAUGCGCUUGAAUUUUGAGCAAAAUGAAGCGAGAAAUACCGCGUCAGCAGUCACUGAUUGUUCCAGAAAUCCAGAAUCCUUUUGUGCACAAAAUACAGUUGGGUUAUUUGGAUAUGCUUCAAGUGGCCUUUAUGUCAGUUACUGUUGCACCACUGAGGCUGUUAUUAGUUGGUGUAUGUUUGUUAUUGGCCUGGCCACUAGCAGCUCUGGCAGUUGCUUUCAGGAAUGAAAAAGAGCAGAAAGAACCAUUGUCAGGGUGGAGAAACUAUAUUCUGCGACCAAUCAUUGUGUUCCUGAGUCGAUGUGUAUUUUUCGCGGGUGGGUUUUAUCAUGUCUGUGUAAAAGGCGUGAGAGCCCCAUCUUCAGAUGCAGCAGUCCUUGUUAUGGCACCGCACUCGUCUUAUUUUGAUGCACUGCCUGUAGUGGUCCUGAAUUUAACGUCAGUAGUAGCAAAGGCUGGGAUCGGAUGUGCACCCAUAUUCGGAACGUUACUUAAGUUCACACAACCAGUGUUAGUAAAACGUGAAGAUCCUAACUCUCGGCAGAACACAGUGAAGGAAAUACAGAGACGUGCACAAGAUGGAGGAUGGCCACAGAUAAUCAUCUUUCCAGAGGGAACUUGCACAAAUAGAACUUGCCUUAUAUCAUUUAAAUUAGGUGCUUUCCACCCUGGAGUUCCCGUUCAACCUGUCUGUCUGAAGUAUCCUAACAGAUUGGAUACAGUGACAUGGACGUGGGAGGGGCCAGGAAUAUUUACAAUGUUGUGGCUCACAUUAUGCCAGUUCAGUACCAGUUUAGAAAUAGAAUAUUUGCCAGUAUAUGUGCCGAAUGAGGAGGAAAAGGCAGACCCAAAGUUAUACGCUCAUAAUGUGCGGAAAGUAAUGGCCGAAGCAUUAAAAAUUCCUGUGACAGAUCAUACUUACGAUGAUUGUCGUCUGAUGAUGAAGGCUCGUAAACUAAAUCUACCAAUGGAAUCUGGUCUAGUAGAGUUCCAGAAACUACACAAGAAGUUAGGGAUCAAUUUAGAUCAGAUGCACAACAUGUUGGAGAAGUUUAGCAGUAUAGAUUUACAAGGCAAAGGUGGUAUAACAUUGUCCGAGUUUGCCAAAUACUUACAAGUUCCAGAAUCUCAGUCUCUUGAAGAGGUGUUUGCCAUGUAUGAUAGGGAUGACUCAGGGUCAAUAGAUUUCCGAGAGUAUGUGAUAGGUUUAUCUUUGAUCUCAGCACCAGCAAAUACAGAAAGUACGAUCUCCUUAGCAUUCCAGUUGUUCGACUCGAGUAAGCAGGGUUAUAUCAGUGAGGAUGACUUGUCUCAUAUACUGUACAACUCCUUUGCUAUGGUAGAUGUUGAUGUGGCGGAACUCUUCAAACAAAUUGAUGCUGAUGAAGAUGGGAAAAUAACCUAUGAAGAGUUUAAAGCCUUUGCAGAGAAGAAACCAGAAUAUGCACCAAUAUUUUUGGCCUACCAAGAACUAAGUAAAAGUAAUGUUAAUGAAAACGCAACCAUGGAAACCGUAAAGGAAGAAGAUGAGGACCACAUAAAGUCAGAAUAGGUCAAGGUCACUGGCUGAACUAUUUAUAGACAUAAUGAUCUUUUUAUGAAAACCUUUCUAGAGUAAGAUGGCGAGCAUUUAAUGUCAAAAUAGUUUCAAGGUAAAGGUCAGGCCCUUCCACAGAGUGUAGUAUUUAUAGGUUAUUAAUUUUGUUUCAUGAAAUAUGAAGAAAAUCUCCAUCAGAGAUACUGCACGUUUUUAGGAGCGCAAUCUACAAAAGAAGAGCAUGCUUCUCAACGCAUAGUUAAUAGUCUUUAAAUUGCAUUGGCAUGUGCUCUUAAUCUAUUUUAUGCUAAUCAGAUAAGUGUGUUCUUUAGCCUGAGUAAAAUUGAAAAUAUCAUGGUUAGUGUUUUUUAUGUGACAACCAUGAAAAUGACAUAAAUCAUGUGAUAUGAAAUUUGUUUGUUAAUAUGGUAAAGUAUUGUAAGCACAAAGAGAUUGAAGAUACCUAAGUAAUACAUAGUAGAAGUGACAUUUUCUGUUUGUUGCACCAGAUUAAAAAUUGAAAUUCUUACGGUCCAGUUCUAUUUAUAUUAAAAAAUUUAUCAUAAUUGAAAAUCAAUACAGUUUAACACGGUAUAAUAAAACUUUAAAAGCUUAAGCAGUUUUGGUAUUCCUUUUCGGUAUUUAAAACACUGGUGUGCUUUUAUUAGCGUGGAAGGGUCUGAUCAAGGUGAUUGGGGGAAUUAGUUUUAGAGUUAUUUUUGAAGCUGUAGAAUUUAGCUGAAUAACUUUCUUGAGCUUAAGAAUGUUUUAUAUUUUGUAAGUUUUAAGACAGUUGUUUUAAAGUGAUAUUGCUAUAUUUUCAUGUUUUUAUGUUGCUUUCAAAAAGUGAAGACAAUUUGUUCUUCAUUGCAGUAAAUGUUAUCUGCUAAAUAACCCAUAUAAAACAUGUGAAAUAGGAGAAUAUAUAUAUAUGUAUAUGUAAAUAUAGGUGGUGCUUCUGAAACUUGCUUUGGGGGGCACUUAAAGCCUUACAUUGUUACAUUUAGAUAGUACCGGUAGGACAAAAUUUACUUGGACAAAAUCUUUUGAAUAUUUUUACAUAAGCAGACAAAAAAAUCCUUUAUCAAUAAAAGUAGGAUGACUUAAUGAAUUAUCAAUUUGAAUAUAAAUAUUAUCAUUGACUUAAUAAAUUGCAAUUGAUAUUUCUCUCAUAUUGAACUAGGGCAUUUGUGGCAGAAGAUUCAUAAUAGCUUAUAAUGUUAAAAUCCUUUAAGGUGAGAAAGUUAGCCAGUCAGCUUCCCAAAUAUCAGUAGUUCUACUCCUGUGAAAGCUGAACUAUUUGAAGGGCCUACUCCAUCCAAAGUUGGUGGCCAUUUGACUUAAAUUGUGACCUGUUUGAAACACAAGGAACUGAAAACAACUUCUCAAACAACCUGCUAGAAAUUGAAAUAAUUUCACACAAAUAUUUCUUUGAUGACCCGUUGCCGGGAUCAUUCAAAUAAUUUCAAAUCAUUGAAAACAUGGCAGCCUGAAGGCACGGUCACUUUUCCCUAUACAUGUAUGCAUAUAGUAGGAACUUUAAACUAGAAAAAAUCUUCAAAGGCAGUCAUAAGGAACAAAUUAGUUGAAUGAAAUUUAGCAUUACUGGUAUAACAAUGAAUGUUCGAGGAUAUUGUCUGCCUAUGUAGAAAUGAGUAAUCGGUUUUUUUCUGUCCAAGAAGAAUUUUUUUUAGAAUAUUCUUGCUGAAUGUGAUGCUGAAAUGCUCAGUUUUAUUUCUUGCUCAGAGACUUGCAAGCCAUAUUCAUUGAGUAAUCUCAUAAUGUUAAUAUUCUAUUUGUUUACAAAGCAUUUAUAUAUAUAUGUUUAUUUUGAUGUAAUUUCUCUGUAGCGUGACAUGACUUGUUUGCAUGCAAUAAUUUUUGUUUACAGUUUUGUUGUUGUAGAAAAUGACUUUGAUUUUAUCCGAACAGUCAGGUUAUACAAGACUGAUAUUGGAGAGGUGCAAUUUUAAAAUAAGACCUUUUUAUAUGUCCCGCUUCUCAGAAGAGUGGUAUAUGGUUUUGCUCAUAGUUGGUUCAUCCAUUGGUAGAAAACCAUUCAGUUUCUUGUCAUUGGUAGACCAUUCAAUUUACACUCGGUAACUGGAGAAUGCUUGGGCCUACAAUGGUCAAACUUCAUAUGAUGAUUGUCUGUGAACAGUAGAUGACCUUUGUCUUUUAGGGUCAGUAGAUCAAAUGUCAAGGUCGAAUUGAACCUUAGAAUGAAACUGUUUCCAGUAAAGAAGUAAAAAUGCAUCAGACUUAGAAGUAUGGUUGCAUGUGGUUAGUAGAUGACCCCUAUUGUUUUUGGGGGUGGGAGCAGUAGUUCAAAGAGAAUGAAAAUGGUUUCUGUUCAAUAAGUAAAGGACCCUUUGGCAUUCUGCCUUCAGACUUCAUGGCAUGAUUGCCAGUGGUAAGUUGAUGACCCCUGUUAUUUUAUGGGUCAUUAUGUAAAGCAUAAAUGUCUAAAAAAGUUUCUGCCUGGUAUCUAAAGAACACUUGUUCUACUGCUUUUUAAUUUCAUAGAAUUAUCAUUCAGCAACAUUAGGGGCCAUUAGGUCAAAGGUCACAGUGACCUUGAAACUUAAAAUGGUUUUUGAUCACUAUAACCAUCAGAUUUCAUAUUAUGAUUGCCUGUGGUUAGGAGAUGAUGAGCCCCAUUGUUUUUAUGAGUCAGUACUUCCAGGGUCAUAGUCACAAUAGCCUUGAGAUUGAAAACAUUUCAUAAUCAGUUCGGCCUAUGACCUUUACACUUCUUAGGAUGAUUGCUUGCAACCAGUAGAUGACCCAUUGUUUUUGAGGUCAUAAGGUCAAGGUCACACCAUACAAUUUGACAGACCCGUUUGCCACCAACAGGCUAUCAUUAGGGGGCAUAUAUGUUUUACAAACAGCUUGUGUGUAUUUUAUUGAUAGAAGGCCCAUUGUAGGCAGGUCCUUUCUUAUUUAUUUGUAUAUACUUGCCAAUACUUUCCUGUCCCUUUUUCAGUCAAACAUGUUUUUAUAUAUAGAUCAUCAGUAAGUAGAGAAGGUUAUUUAUUAAAUUAAUAUAAAAAUAUUUUAAAAAAUCAUGCCCAUACUAUUAGUUACUGUUGAAUUUGUUUCCUGGUUAUGUUUAGCAGGUGAAGUGUAAUACUAAGUGAUGUUCUCAAAGUCUGAAAUACUGUAAAACCGGAAAUGCAUUUUUUUGUUUGUCUGUAUUAAGUAUAAGGAGAACUAUUAUACUCGCUCUUAUUUUCUGCUGUUUCAUUCUGGUGCCUGGUUAAAGUUUUGAUGCACUUCCAUUUUUGUCUCUAUUAUUUGGUGGAUUUGUGUCAAACAGUUGUUCCUCAUCAUCAUCCUCAUAACGUGACAAAGGGCCAUAUCUCUGCACCUAUAUUUUGUAAUUUAUUCCAUUUUGAUGCAAAUUCACUCUAUCUCCAUUAUUUUGACAUAGAUCUGAUUUACAUAUGACAUAUUAAUCACUCUAGUGAUAACUAGUUCUUUCAGAUAUGCCUUUUUUUCACUAUCCAGCAUCAAAAUAGUCGAGUAUGCUGUCUUCUCUGAUGCUCUUGUUCUUCAGCUACUGAUGUUGUAAAUAUGUGGAACACUUUGUAAUAACCAGAUUUAUAAUUUUGAAUGUGUCGUCAUUGGAUGAACAUGAGUUUAAAUAUAGUCAACCUGAUUUCAGAUUAUAGUAAACUCGAGUUCGGAUAUAAUAAACAAGAUUUUGGAUAUGGUAAAUGUUCAGACAAAAUAAAGCAUGCAGUUUAUUUUAUAUCGCCAUAGGAGAAGUUACAGAGUAGCAGAAGUGUAGUGGUCAUGAAUAAUUAUUUAUCAGUAGUAAAAAUAUACCAGGUCUAAAUUUGACAGACCUAUAGAUGGAGAAUGACAAUAGACGUAGGCAUGUUUAACUGAAACUUGUUUGAAAUAUUUUAUUCUUUUUAUAGUUAUUUCUGAAUGUAUUUGUAAUUGUAUGUAUCAUUGUAUAGAAAGAAAAAGUCUGUUAUCCAUUCAUCCACAGUAAUUAUUAAGCCUAUCACCAAAUGAAUAAAUCGAUGCAUCACAACUAUUUAAGGGGGAUGGGGAGGUAAUACAGGAACACUAUUUGAACAAAGUUUCAGUGAAAUCUGUAAAAUAUAGCAGUCACAAAAUUUAGUUAAAAAUUUGGUGAAAAGACUGCCCGAGAAUGAUUUUGAACUGCCCUAGAAUAACUUAACUGCCUUAGUAUGACUGAAUGGAGCCAGAAUAACUUUGAACUGACAGAAUGGCGCCAGAAUAACUUUGAACUGACUGAAUGGAGCCAGAAUAACUUUGAACUGACUGAAUGGAGCCAGAAUAACUUUGAACUGACUGAAUGGCGCCAGAAUAACUUUGAACUGACUGAAUGGCGCCAGAAUAACUUUGAACUGACAGAAUGGCGCCAGAAUAACUGAACUGGCUGAAUGGCACCAGAAUAGCCUUGUACUGACUGAACGGCGCCAGAAUAACUUUGAACUGACUGAACGGCGCCAGAAUAGCUUUGAACUGACUGAAUAGCGCCAGAAUAACUUCACACUGACUGAAUGGCGCCAGAAUAACUUUGAACUGACUGAAUGGCGCCAGAAUAACUUUGAACUGACUGAAUGGCACCAGAAUAACUUUGAACUGAACUGACUGAAUGGCGCCAGAAUAACUUUGAACUGACUGAAUGGCGCCAGAAUAACUUUGAACUACCUUAGUAAAACUUUUAACUGUCCGAGAUUGACUUUAAAAUGUCUAAUUGUAUCUUAAUAUUUUUAUCUUUUAUGUUGUUUUAAUUUAUAUUGUCACGCUGUUAAAUUUGCACACAUUUCAAGAUUCCACCUAAACCAUAUUGACUCCGAUGUAUGUAUUACAUAAGAUCCAUAUUAUUUUUAUCAACUUGAUAAUAAAAUAAAUAUAAUGGGGAAAAA
This is a messenger RNA of Mercenaria mercenaria, 6545 nucleotides long. RefSeq names its product lysophosphatidylcholine acyltransferase 2-like. The transcript has 13 exons. Gene Ontology annotation, molecular function: calcium ion binding. The record is from RefSeq and is a predicted model, not a curated record. NCBI's taxonomy places the organism in Eukaryota, Metazoa, Mollusca, Bivalvia, Venerida, Veneridae. Bases 121 to 1650 code for a protein of 509 amino acids.